Gongylonema pulchrum is the source of this 708-nucleotide messenger RNA. The record is from the annotation of a GenBank genome assembly. Lineage: Eukaryota; Metazoa; Nematoda; Chromadorea; Rhabditida; Gongylonematidae.
AUGAUGCAUGAUAAUAACCUUGUGCGGCACUUAGACGCAUGCGAGACUAUGGGCAAUGCCACAACGAUUUGUUCGGAUAAGACUGGGACGUUGACUACCAACCGGAUGACUGUCAUUCAGUCAUUUAUGCUUGGGAAAUAUUUUGGUGAUAACGAUCGGCAGCCGAGCAAGCACGAUCUACCAUCUGGCUUCGUUGGAUUACUUUCCGAAGCAAUUGUUGUUAACUGCUCCUACAAUACUGCAAUCGUACAGGGAACAAAGCCUGGCGAACAGGACUAUCAAGUUGGUAACAAGACAGAAUGUGGCCUUCUUGGUUUCAUUUUGUCGAUUGGCAGCAGUUAUGCAGCAAUAAGAGAACAGCAUCCGGAAGAGCAACAUGUGAAAGUGUUCACAUUCAACUCAUCGAGGAAAGCCAUGAUGACUGUGAUCAGACUUAUCGAGAACGGUGCACACACUGGCUAUCGGGUCUACCAGAAAGGCGCAUCGGAGAUUGUGCUGGCUCGUUGUAGCCAUAUCAUUGUUGCUGAUAACACUGUACAGGCAUUCGAUGAGCAGCAGCAUAAGCAGCUGAUGUCAGAAGUAAUCCAAGAAAUGGCUGAAAAAGGCCUGCGGACAAUAUGCGUCUCUUACAAGGACUAUAUCAUAAAUUCUGUCCGACAAGCCUCAUCCUUUGAAGUAAGCCAUUUUUUUCCUCAUCAGGCUGUGUAA